Molecule: messenger RNA, 498 nt
Organism: Panicum virgatum (switchgrass)
Lineage: Eukaryota; Viridiplantae; Streptophyta; Magnoliopsida; Poales; Poaceae
Product: early nodulin-20-like
Exons: 1
Coding region: 1-498 (165 amino acids)
Source: RefSeq, a predicted model, not a curated record
AUGGCCGCCGCCCGGUCCUCCACCGCGCCGCCGGAGGCCGAGCCGCCCGCUGCACCGACCUCGUCCACCUCCGAGCCGCUCCCGUCAGCCACGGCCGCCGCGCCCCCUCGCCGCUGCUGCCGCGUCCGCGAGGUGAGCUCACGCUACCUCUCCACGCCGCUCCCGUCCCCGUCCCCUCGCCUGUCGACCUCCUCGCUCCACUCCUCCACGCCGUUCCCGGCCCCGUCCCCUCGCCUCUCGACCUCCUCGUUCCCCUCCGGCACGCUGCUCACAGCGCUGUCCCCUCGCCUCUCGACCUCCUCGUCCCACUCCUCCACGCCGUCCACGCGCGCGCACCACCACUACAUGCCCGCCGCCUCCUUUGGCCUCGCCGACGAAAACCGCCCGCCGCCGCCUACGCCAGGAUCGCGCAAGCGCGUCGCGGCGCGGGACCUGUUCGAGGAAAUGCCCCACUCGCGCCUGAACCCGCCCGCGCCUCUCGCUGCCGCUGGUGUCUAA